Molecule: messenger RNA, 20599 nt
Organism: Jaculus jaculus (lesser Egyptian jerboa)
Lineage: Eukaryota; Metazoa; Chordata; Mammalia; Rodentia; Dipodidae
Gene: Fsip2
Product: fibrous sheath interacting protein 2
Exons: 23
Coding region: 1-20589 (6862 amino acids)
Source: RefSeq, a predicted model, not a curated record
AUGGAGCUGUACCUCAGGGCCUGCUCGAAGACCGCCAAUGCCGCGGCCCGCAAAGCGGCCAACUGCAGCCUGGCCGUGGGCAACCAGGAGUGCGGAGACGGGACCCACAAAACCACCCUUCCACGGGUGGGAGCAGCCCAGCUACUGGAUCUGCCUCUGGGAGUCAAACUACCUAUGAUCCCAGGAAGUGAUACUGUAUUCUUUACUACGAAUAUCAGUGAGAAGCUUUUCCGACCUUCAUAUGGUUUUAACCUAGAUGAUCCUUAUUGUCGACUUUUGGAAACCCAAUAUAAAAGUCUUCAUGAUCCACAUUUAAGAUCCUAUUAUAAGCGCAAAGAUAUCUUGAGGAGACUAAAGAAAGGUGGCUACAUCACCAGAAAUAAUAAAAUUAUAUGUUCCUUGAGGGAAUUGAAUAAGUAUAGGCAAUAUCUUACCAGCUUAAAAUUGGACUUUGAAAGAAACUAUUUAAAAGAACAACAAACAAUUACAAAACAACUCCAUAAGCUGCAAGAAAACUGUCACAUCCCUGACUACUCUGAUGUUACACGGGUUCAGAAAUGGUUAUUACAGGAAAACGCUCAUUCUCAUUCUGUUAAGGACCAGGAGUGGUCAGUAAGGCACAGGUAUUUGGAUAUGAUAAGUAAGGAAUUAGAACAAGUAGAGCGCACAGCAGAAGAACAGCGUCUUCUUCGAAUGGACAGGGAUGAGAGGCGACAGCGGGAAUACACGAGAAGAAAACUUAGUCUUCGUAGGAAAAUUGAAGAGGAAUGGAAGACGAAGGAGAUGCUGCUGCUCACAAAGAUUGGAGAAGAGGUGAAAAGAGAGCAGAGGGUCGAGGAACAGCGGCGCAGAAGCCGAGAAGAGAGUGACAGGAAGAAACAAGCAUUGCUCGAGAAAAAAAUGGCUUAUCAUUUACAAAAAAUGCAGGAUACUGGCUUUAAAGAAGAUACAGUAAAAAACGGAUAUGAACACAGAGGACAAGAAGGAGUCCAUUAUGAGUCUUCUAUUAAGAAGAGAAAGAAGAGUUUUGAUGACAUAAAAGUAGUUUAUCCUGCUGAUGACCAGAAAGCAUAUAAAGGAGGAUAUGGAAAUGGAACAAAUCCUAUUACUCAAUCUCAAAGUUCAAAGAAUUUAACAAAAAUAUCAGGAUCUGCAGUUGUUUGUAAUCCAGAAAUACAGAACUGUGCUUCAGAACAAAAGAGAAAUGAAGAAACAGUCACAAAACCAGGUGUUUGUGACAAUAAAGGUGAUGAAAAUGCAUUAAACAGGGAUUCACUUACUUCAACACAAUCUUCACCCACAAGGAAAUCUUUCAGACCUUCCCAGUCACAUUUGGGACCUCCAAAAAAAGAGAAGGAGGCAGAUGCUGACUGUAAUGGAAAGCCAAGCAAUAGGUCAAGAUACAUCACUGAAACAGGACCUAAGACUUAUGCUGCAGCUCACGGUAUCUUUUCUUCUCCAGUUUCCUCAAAUCUACAACAGAACCUGCAAAAUUGCUUGCAUGAAAAAGUAACUUCUGAAGAACUGAAUAGUAUAAUUCAAAAUAUCAUGACCUGGGUUGUAGCUACAGUGACCAGUAUAUUGUAUCCAGCUAUCACAAAAUAUGAAGAAAGAUUGCAAAGCAAUACCUACCCUGUGUGUGAAGAAUAUGACCUUUCUUCAGAUAGCUCAAGUUUCUGUAGUACAUGCAGUGAAGGGUUUACAUAUAGAACUUACACAUCUGGAGCAACUAAAACUUUUCAGGCAGAGCCUCGUACAUUUGCUUUUGACUCACAAGUGAGAAGACCAAUCACACCUUUGAGACCUCCUUCUACACAUGUGGAAAAAACAGUUAUGGGCAAAGCGUAUCAAAAGAAAGACCAAUCUAUAACAUCUCAAAUCAAAUACAACAAAACCACAUUUGAAUAUACACACCCUAAGCUCAAAAGUAGUAAAUCUGACAGUCAGCUUUUUGCAUCAUCUGAAACAGGUCCAAAAAAAUCUAAGGAUGCUACCACAGAGACGGAUAGUGGAGAGACUGCACUGUUGCAUAUUAAAAAAUCAAAGGCCAUGGAUGAGAUGAGAAAUCUAAAGAAUGUUUUGGUAAAUUUUAAGUGUCACUUGAAAGGGGAAACUCAACUGAUUUUAGAAAGUAUUUUUCAAGAAAUAAUGUGUGACUUGACUCAGGCAAUUCCCUCUCUUUCUUCUGUUACUGCUGAAGUUUUUGUUGACCACUCUGACACGGACAAAGAAGAGUUGGUAUCCAGUGUUGAUAUAUGCUCAGUAGCUUCAGAGAUAGUGGAAAAUAUGCUCGAGAAACUUGAGUGUGCAGUUGAGAAAAAAUGUGCUCAGAUAUUUUCACAAGAAGAUUUGUCAGUUGACACCAAAGCAAGCUUAACAACUAGCGGUGGCUAUCUCUCAUCAUUUAAUGCAAAAUCUUCAGAAGAUUCAUUGCCUUAUACUUUGGAGCCAAUGUGUGAUAUUGCAGAGGAUAUGGUACAUGCUAUUUUAGAGAAGUUGGUGACUCUUACAUGUUAUAAGAGAAAUGAGUUUCCUGUUGAAAACACAACCAAACAUUCCUUCUAUCAGCAUAAGUCAGACCAAAUGUUUGCAGACUCUCAAAAACCUGAGAGAUUUAAGUCUCAUACUAUACCAGACACAUCUAAUCUGAUUGUCAAAGAAGAAAUACAAAAUUUAAUAGCCAGUAUUUUUUCACAGUCCUCAGUGGUUGGUCAUAUAGAGGAAGCCAUCAGCACCAUACUAGGCUAUGUACAAAAUGAACUUAAUAAUGAGAGACUUAUUGCAUCUGAAGAAACGGUAGUGCUUCUUCAGUUACUAGACGACACAUUAACUCAGCUCCACCAAGAGCCACUGAAAGCAAGUGUUCAAACACCUAGACAGCCUAGACCAAGAAAUACUGAUGCUAAAGAAAAGUACAGACUUGCUGAUACUAGUUUAUCUGAUGAUUCUAGGACCAAACGAUCAUUUCCACCUGUUAAUGUCCCAGGGAUGGUCCUGUAUUCUGAAGAUGAUGAUGAAGAAAUAGAUAACCUAGUGCAAAAUGUGCUUGAUUCAUCCUUUAAUGUUGAAAAAUCAAAAUCAAAAGAACAAACAACAAAAUGGUCUACAAAGAGAGAUACUUGUUUUGAAUACAAAAUAAAUAAACCACCUACUAAAACUGCCUCUCAAAGCAAAGUUACAUGCCAUUGCAAUAGGGGAUUAAAAACUAGGUUACCAUCUCCUAACGAUGAUAUUUUAAAGAAAAUGCCCUGCACAAAUAACGAUACUUCAGUUUUCAGCCACGAUCAAAAAAAUCAAAUUCAAAAGGCUUCAGAAAACAUAGUAAAACAUAUUUUAGCAGAAAUAGUCAAAGAUGUAUCUCCUCUUCCUCCAAGUCACCUGGAUAGCAAAGUUAGCAUAGACUCCUCUGUUUUUACUUCAAAAGAAUCUUCAGGACAGUCAUACCAAGAAUGGAUAGACCACUUAUUUUCUGUGUCAGAAAUCAGUGAACUAGCACAAGAAAUAACAGAAUCCGUAUUAAACAUACUUCAUAAAGCUUCAAGGUACAUUCCCAAUACCAUUAAGAGUGCCAUUGCAUCAGUUCAUCAAACUUUCCUAGAUUGUUCUGACACUCCUGACAAGGUCAAAGAAACCUCAAAUAAAGUGCCAUCCAAAGUAUGGUUUGACAGUGAAAAGAAAAUGAAGUAUUUAUCUUCACUAGAUAUAGAGCCUUCCUGGUUAGGUGCAGAAAGUGAACCCCAGCCUGUCACUAAUGUCAGUGAGAAGAUUGUUGAUACUAUUUUUAAGAUGCUGAAGUCAUUUGUUUGUCCAAAGUUGAAAACGUGCUUCAACUCUUUACCAGGGAAGAAGUCUUCAAUUCAGUCUCAACUUAGCAUUUAUACAACCAAAAUCGUUAAGAUUGUUUUGCAUGCCAUCGAGAAUGAACUACAACUCAACAAACAAAAACUAAAUCUUAGCAAAACCGAGCAGUCCAAGGGGUUCUUUUCUUAUUCUGAUAAAAAAUCAGAUUCUGUUGCCACAGAUGUCAAUGAUGAUAUCAUGGAAAGUCCAUUGCUGACAUGCAUUUGUGAGUUGUUAUCAAGUGAAGAUCAAAGGUAUACUUCAGUCUCUUCAGAUAAAACAAUGCCUGAGAGUAUUCAUACACAAAACAGUUUGCCAAGUAAACAGGGUACAGUAGCUUUUAAGCAGUAUUUGGCAAGACCCUGUCUUCUCCAUAGUGCCAUUAAUGAAAAUAACUUGGAAGACAGUAGCAAAUUGCAUGUGCUUGAUCGCAUUGGGGAAAUGCUCCAUGAAAUGCUAUGGGAAGUCCUGGGUACCCAUCCUUACUCUCAACCAUCUUGUAGUCAGCCAAACACAGAAAAGACAAACAGUGAUGCAUCACUGACUUCUCAUAUUCACUUCAUCUCCAAGGCAAUCCUGGAAUAUAUCCUUGGAAAAUUAUGCAAUGUUGAUAUAGAUACUAGUUUUGUAGGCUCUGAAUUUAAAGUCAUCUCAGAUUCCCUGGAUAUUGACAACCUAUCAUUUGAUUCAAUUAUUGAGGAAAUGGCCAAAUGCACCAACAUAAUCUCCAACUUACUUUCUAGAAUGAAGGAAGGUAAUAAAACCAAGGCAAAAAAUAUUGUUCCAUUGUCUUGCAAAGCAGAGAACUCAGAAGAAAUGCACCUAAACAAGCUGAAAGCUCUUGCUUCUGAUAUUCUUAAUACAGUAUUUUCUAAGCUGGAAGGAUUUGCCAAUGGGAAUUUAGAAAGGGUAGGUGUUGUUAGUGGUGUAGACAAAAAAGGCAAUCAAAUGGAUAAGGGAUGUGUAAGGGACAAUACUUUUACAGAUGCACAUGAUGAAUCCUUGCAAUCUGCUUUGUACACACAUGCAGAAAAGAUAUCAGGUGCUAUUUUGAAAGCCAUUCAAACAGAAUUAAAUACGAACUCAUCAGAUUUUAGCACAAGUAUAAAAACCUCAAAACCUGAGACAACAAUGCUUAUGAAUAUAGUUGAUUUAAUUUUGGAUGCAGUAUCUUCAGAUAUACUGAGUGAAACUGAAUCUGAUAACAAAAGCAUUGAAAAUUAUGGAUACCGGCCAACCUAUGGAAAUUUUCUUCCUGGAGGAGCUGAAGCUGAGACAUUUCCAGAUGAUGACGCUGAUGGAAGCAAAGAAUUCACUAAAGAUGUUACACCACCAAGAGAGGAAACUAAAACAUAUUCUCCUGAACAAUGGAUUCUAGAAAGAACCUUAAACAAAAUUGAAGUGAAACUCAAAGAACCUCAUAAAUCUCCAAUUGUUCCUAUUAUAAGAAACAUUUUGAAUGAAAUAUUUCAAAGUGCUCUAAUUAGUCACCUAAGUGUGUUUCCCCCCUCCCGCAUUGGUGGUGUGCCUCUCAAUGCUCAUGACUCAUCUGCUCAAACAUCUGUUCAAUUUACGGAUACUUUGGCGGGUCCUUUAGUAUCUGACACAGAUGUAAGCACAGUAGUAAAUGAUGUCGUUCGAACUGUAUUUCGUAAACUGUUGUCAGCUGCCAUGACAGAAAAAAGUGGAAGUGAAAAUAGAUGUGAAACUAUUAUCUUUUCAACAAAUGUGUCUUUUCGUGAACAUAGCUAUGGAUUGAACUCCUCUGGAGCUAUGUUGAGCAGAAAUCCACAUACAUUUCAGUCUUGUUGGAAUGUUGACAAACAGAUAAAGGUAAAUGUAGUUGAAGAUAUUAUACAGGCAAUAUUAACAAAUUUAGAAACUUUUGCUACUUCCAAAGUAGAAUCUCUCUUUUGUCCCCAAGUCAGCUUCACAGUUCCAGUGACUUUGCCUAUCCAGCAGAAUAAAAGUAAAGCAUCAGCCAAAGACUCCUGUUCUGAUGAGCAAUUUUCCUGUAGUCUAAUGGAUCCUAGUGUGUCAGGAAAAACUGACUCACUGUGCCAAAUAUCUUUGUCUAAAUUAAAUAUUUAUGCAAAGGAAGUGGCUAGAAAACUUUUACAAGGAAUCAAACAUGAGUUGGAUAAAGAAAGGGAUAGUCCUUCUUUGACUCCCAACAUAAUAAUUUCUGAAAGUAUUGCAAGUCAGAUUGUUAACACAGUGCUGGAUAUUGUAUCAUACAAUAGCAAGUAUGACAAAAACAACUCUGGCAAAGAGAAUGAUUCAGAUCAGCAUGAUGUUAUCAUUGAAAAGCUGUUCAAUAAGACUGAAUAUCGAAAAAUACUUGAGUUUAAAAUACAAGAUACUAUUGAAGCUAUCUUACAUAAUAUUUAUGAAAAUGUCCUAUAUCAGAAUAAUGCCUCAUUUCCCACACCCACUCUGAAAUAUAACAUAGAUGGCAAAUAUUCAGAAGCAAGUUCUGAAACAUUCAUGAUGGAUGGGAAUACCCCUAAGGUUUCAGUUCCCAAAUCUGACGUCAUUUUGCUCUCUAAAGAUAUUGUGGACAUUGUUCUUCAUCAUCUAAGUUCUUCCAUCAUGCCUGGUAUAAAUUGCAUGGAUACUGCCUCUCCAAGACUAAACUGCUAUGGCAUAGUUCCACAAACACAGUGUCAACAAUCUCUUUUCAUAGCACCAAAAAGUAAAGGAAAGACAGAGUAUUUCUCACGUUACAAAAAUAAGAAACUAGCUUAUGAUGAUAAUGAUGAUUACAUACCUAUAGAGGAAGAAGAGUCCACCAAGAAAUCUUCUCCUGACCCAUAUGAGGAAAAUGCCAACUCCAUUACUCAAACUAUUUUUAAUCGGUUACAGUCUUUUGCUACAGAAAGAAUACAUUCAUUAAUUACUCUGCCUUUUAAGUUUAAAGAAAGAUCACUUGUUAACCUGAGAUUGGAAGAUUGCAAAGAAGAUGACAGUAUUUUUCAUGAAUCAAGCCAAGUUGAACCUGAGGCGAAUGCCCUGAAAAUAUCAACAACUGAAGCCAUUGUCAGCCAAGAGUUUACAGAAUCCACUUUUGACAGUUAUAGAGAAAAACUUGGGACCUCAAUUCACUUAUCACAAGCUAGUCUUAAGGACUAUGCUGACUUCAUUGCUAAUAUUAUUUUGAAGCUUAUUAAAAAUGACUUGGACUUACAAAUCCAAAAGAUGCAUGCAUAUCCAAAGAACUUCUUCCAAAAACAUAUCAUUGUGAGUGAAAUUGUCAACAGUAUCUUAAAGAUAUUAUAUAAAAAAAGAUCGGAAAAGGAAACCUUUUUUCCCUCAAAAGAGGAUCCUAACUCUUCACAGUUAAUGAUAGCAAAUAAAACAUUGCUUGGACAAAAGGAAAGUGGAGAAACUACCACCAUAUCACUGCUUACAAGUGAUUCAUUAGAAGAAAACCAUAUUCCAUUGGAAAAGGAAAGCCAAAGAAUUGUUUUAGAAGAAAUAUUUAUGAGAAAUGGAGAAGAAGCAAAACAAAAAGAAAGAACUGAGUUGCUCAGUGCAGUGGAAGAACAUUUAAAUAUGCUGAAUGAAAGAAUUAGGGAAGUCAUAGGCCAUUUGCCUCCAUUUAAUGAAAGUCCCCACUUUAUAUCAAAUUCCAAAAUUAAAAUAUCCAAUAUAACACAGAAAAACUUCUUUCAUUCACCUAUUAGCAAUGUGUCAAUUGAUAUACUGGAAAAUGUUUUGGGAGAAAUGCACUAUGUUAUUGUGACAUCAUUAUACAAAAGUAAUGAAAGUAGGGGAGAGGCAGAAACAUUGGAAAACAAUAAUUCCUCCUCACCAGUGAAAUCGUCAUGCUUUGGAGAAACAAACGAGUCAAGGCAAAGAAGUACACCGCCUAGAUGGGAGCUAUUACAGGUAUAUCCUUACACAGACAGUCAAAAUGCUACUGUUUUAGAAAACACUUCUUUGCAGUGUUUACCAUUGCAGUUUGCUAGAGAUUUAAUCCAAAUGGUUCUCAAAAUGAUAACAAAUUUUGUGUCACUGAAUCUAGAGGAGUGCCUGUCACAUGAAGGUUUCUAUGAUGAGUUGCACCUACUGAGAUUACCCAACUCUAAAGUUAGCCCUCAGGACAGCCCUAGGCCUGGUCGCAAAAUAAGCUUAAAAGCAAGAUCAAAAAUGACCACUCUGUCAAAAUUUAAAACAAAACCACCCCUAGGAACAAGUGCUAAGGCCAAAAGCAAGACCAAGUUAAGUAUAGGAGAGAAGACACCAAGAGAGAACCAGUCCAAAACUUCCACGGGACUGUCACAAAUUCUGUCAAUAGGUGAUGCUAAAACCUUACUAAAAACAAAGUUGCCAGCCUCAGAACUAAUAAUGUAUGCCCAGAAUAUAAUAAGUGAUAUUUUGGAAAGUAUUAUGAAAGAGCUUGAAAGGGUGUUACACACUAGAACUAUGGAAAAUAUAAAUUCUUUACCAUCAGAUCAAAUCUUGGAAGCAAGUAAAAUAGUAAAUUCAGUUUUGCAAGAACUGUAUGUUACAAAUUAUCACAACUUUCCCUAUCCAAUAAGCUUUUCAAAUCUGGAUGGUCUUUCUAUUUCAAAGGAGAAUUUAAGUACUGGUUCCCCUACAGAAGAACAAGCAUGUUUUUACUUGGAAAAUGUUUCCUCACAGUUAGAACAGAUUUUUCCUAAAGAGGGUAUACUUAAAAAAAUGUUUGACAAAUGGCAAACUGAAACAAAUGAUACAGAAAAUGAAAAAUUUAAGCUAUUAACAAUUGCUGAAAAUGUUUUGACUGAAAUUUCAAUUAAAGCAAAAGAUUUAGAAUAUUCCCUUUCACUUUUAAACUUGCCACCUCUUGAAGACAGGGAAAGCAGUCUCUACAGUUCCUUUAAAGGUGGUUGUACUAGAGCUGAGGAUACCAAGGCACAAAUUGAUAUGUUUUCAAGGGAAAUUGUUGAAAUGCUAUUUGAAAAAUUACAACUGUGUUUUUUGUCUCAAAUGUCUACUCAAAACAGUAAAGAAACUCUAGCAGAUAGGAAAGAACACACUCCUGCUAAAAGUAGACACGGAGUUCCAGUCAAGCACCUCUCUCGUAGUAGGCCAGUUAGUAAUGUGAAGAUCAGAAGUCACAUUUCUAUGGGCUCCAGCAACCAAAUUGUCCAAGACAUUAUAGAAAGGGUCUUAAACAUGUUAGAGUCAUUUGUGGACUUGAAAUUUAAGCAUAUAUCUAAAUAUGAGUUUUCUGAAAUUGUGAAGAUGCCUAUAGAAAAUCUAUGUCAAGUGCAACAAAGACUAUUAAGCAAAAAGAUGUUGCCAAAGUUACAACCACUGAAAAAGUUUUCUGAUGAAUCCAAUUCAAGUUCUUUUAUAUCCAAAGAAAACAUACAGAAUACUCUCCUGCAGGUUCAUUCAUUCCAUUCAGAAUUAUUUACAUAUGCAGUUAACAUUGCUAGUGACAUGCUUAAUAUUAUUAAGAAUAAGUUAGAUAAAGAAAUAAACCAAGUUGAACCAUCUUCAUCUAGCAUGCUGAAAGAGAAUAUUGCAGUAAGUGAGAUCAUCGGCACACUAAUAGACCAAUGUUCUCAUUUCAAUGAGUCUUUGACCAAAAACUUUCCACAGAAAAGUUUCUUCAAAGGAACUGAAAAUGUUUACAUUGUUAACCAGGUUGAAAUGGCAUCUGAUAUGAAAAUGCCCACAUCAAAGGUAACAGAAUCCCAUGUGGAAAAUAAUCCUCUGCAAAGGAGUAUCUCUAGCUUGGUGUCUUAUUCAGGGGAAGAAAUGAAAGAAAAGUUUAGAAUCUCAUCAAAUUCACCCUCCCACAUCAGUUCCCCUGUAGAAAACACAUUGAAAAUCUCAGCAUCAAUAGGAAGACCUGGUUCAAAAACCAUGCCAUCAAGUCCUAGAAAUAAUGUACAAAACUACAGCCUACAGAAACCUAAAUUUGAACACUUUGAUGAACCUACAAAAGGAACUAGCACUCUCCCUGAGGGCAGUGUCUUACAAAAACUGUUUAAGAAAGCAAAUGAUUCCACAGAAGAGUCACUGAAACAAGCCAUGUCAUUCAUAGAGAUGGGAAAAGGUGAAAACCCAAGAGUGUUUCACUUUGAGAGCCCCCACACAAUUGAGCCCAGAGAAGUUCCUACAACUGUGACUCCACUCAGAAUAUGUUUAGCUGCAGACAGCAUCGUCAACACUGUGCUAUCAAGCUAUGAUUUUCCAUGUCAUCCGCAUGUUAAUGAAAGCAAAGAAACAAUGAACCCAUUUUUCCUAUCAAAGCAACAUCCUUUGCCUGAAAUAGCAGCAGGAGAAAUGAAUACAGAGAAAAGUUUGCUUAGGAUGUGGUGUAGGCAAAAUAGCUAUAUGCCUGAGGAAGAAAGCAGAAGUGCUGAGGCCUGCAGGAGACACUUUUCUUUACUGCAAAAAUGGAAAAAGAAGGACCCAAAAAUAAAAGUAGAAAGUUUGGAAGGAACUGAAGUCAUGGAUUUUGCCGAUCAUGAGCUGGGUCCGAAUGAAGUUCACUUGAUAGCAAGACAUGUGACUACACACGUGGUUAUACACCUGAAGAACUUCAGAACUGGAGUUUCCACAGAAAAGAAGUUGUCAAGGAAAAACUCUGAAACGAAUGAGCCCUUAGGAAGCAUAUACAGUAAUUCUUCAAUUUAUCAAUUAUGUGACUAUCUCACUCAAUCAGUUAUUUGGCAUUUAGUUUCAAACAUGUCUGAUGGCACCCAAGAAGGGAGUGAAAAAGACAAAGCAUAUGAAAGCCAAGAUUCAAUAGCUAAAAAAGUUAUUUCAAUUAAUUUUCAAGCGUAUAAGAGCAGGUCCAUUUCUAUUGGGGAACUUGCUCUAAGUAUUUCUGAAGUGAUCAUUGAAAUUCUUUCUAAUGGUAACAUUAUAAGCACUGACACUGUACAGUUGACAGCAUCCAAAAUCACAAAAUAUACGUACUGUCCAGAAGUAACUUCUUCUGACUUUGAUGAUUUAUUUCAGGAUCUCAUAAGAGGAGUGAUCUUUGUGUUAUCCAGAGAACUAGGAAUAAAUCAGCACUUUGAAAACAAUGGGAGAAAAAAAUCAUUUUGCACACUUAAAAAUAAAAAUGUAUUCCUUUGCAACAAAGCUGCUACCACAGAAAGUCAGAUAGGCCCCAGAGACUGGGAAACAACUCACCAAAUUACACAAUGUAUUCACAGGGAUAAUUUAAAUUACCUGGCUCAUAAGUUAAACAAUCUUGUUGGUAGCCUUAAAACUCGUGAAUCAAAAGAAGUAGUUGACAAAGUUUUUGGUAUUGUCUUAGAUUUAUUUUGGCCUGAUGAAUUCUCAAAUGAGGACAUAGACUGUGGUCAAAUAUCAAGAGCAUGUGUCUCUUGCAAAAAUUAUCAACAAAGCAAUAAAAUGCUUACUAACAACCUAGGGCUCUCUCCUCAAUCAGUUUUUCUUCUCAACAUUGUAUGUGAGAAACUCAUUCGAACGCUUCUGGAAAAAUACACAGGCACCAUCUUCCUUGAGAAUGGUGCUCUUUCUCAUGAAGUAACUGAAGAAUGUCAACUGUUAAAAAUACUUCAAAGUGUAGAAUAUAAAGAUUCUGAUUAUUACAAGACAUCAAUGGGCUGUGAACAAUUUCAAGGAGAUUAUAUGUCAGAUCUUUUGGAAAAUCUGGCAGGAAUGGAUCAAGAUUUAUUAUCAUCAGACUGUGUACUUAAUAUUGUUUCCCACAGUUUGGUUAAAUCCUUGCUGGAUAAACUAUCUCAAAGUUUUCCCCAAGCUCCUUUUGAAAACAAAUAUUUGAAAUACAGAUCUAGAGACAUACAGUCUAGUUUCCCAAAAUCAAAAAAUACAAAAUUAACAGAGUCACAACAAGUUAGGGGCUCUUUAGGGUUGAUGAAUUAUGAUAACAAUUCUUUGAACAGAUCCUUGAAAAAUGCCAACACAGAAAGUUUCAAAAUACAAUCGAUGUUUGGCAAGGAAUGUAGAGCAAAGCCUUCUUUAGCACCUCUUGGUAGAGAGGAAACAAUGGAAAUGAAUAAAAUAGCCUUUCAUAAAAAGCUCCACCAAAGAGAUAUGAAUACAAAUGUUUAUUCAUCCACCCUUUUAGAGGAAAUAAUUUCUGAAUUGUUUUUACAUCUCUCUACUUCAUUGUGGAGAAAAAAUGCAAAUAUCACUGAGGCCUGGCUCAAUGAGAUAAAUACAUUACUUAUCUACAGUGUAGUGAAUGAGUUUAACAAAGCACAAGUUACUGUUCUGAGGAAUGCAGAAGAAAAGCAGUGUUUUCCAUCAGUCCAUAGAGAAACUGCUAGUAAGAUUGUUUUCUCAGUAUAUUAUGAUGUUUUAGAGCAGUAUGAAUUUAUAGUGACCUAUGGAAAUCUGGCACAUAACAAUACUUCCAUAGCAGAACGAAUCUUCAGUGGCAUAUUGUUAGAAAUUUUGGCCUACCAGCUCCCAGCAGGCUUUAUGAGAAAGCUCAAGCCACAUUCAUACCACACUCUGAAUGGUGAAAUUAUACUGCAUAAACUUCAAAAUAAUUUAAGAAAAAUUAUUUCUGGACCUAGGUUUUCAAGAGGCUAUAGCACCAUGUUACCACACUCAUUUUUAGAAGAUGUCAUCAGAAGAGUUUUAGCUCAGCUCAUGCUUCCAUCUAUUAGGCCUUUAUCUUUAGAAAAAGAAUAUUUCAUGAGCUCAGAUUUUAAUAAACUGUCCACCCGCAUAAUAAAUAAGGUUAUAUCAGCCAUUUCAAAACAUAAAAUCUGGUUCUCCAUCUAUGAUAACCAAAAUCUGUGUUCAGGAAAAAACAUCCAGAAGAUGGUAGAUUCUGUCUAUAGUAAUAUUUUACAAAUGUCUGAUUCUCUUGUUUCAAUACAGAAGAGUAUAAUUAGCCGGAGUCCAAUUAUGGUUGACCAAAUUGCCAGUUUCAUUAUCCAAGAGAUUAUUGAAAAUCACCUUCAACCAUUUUUAUCUGGAGAGAUUUUAUGUCGUCCAAGAACACCAUUGGAUGCAGUGUCUGAUAUGGUCAACCAAGUUCUCAGUGAAGUCACUGAGUCACCCAAAGUCCAGAAGCCAUCAUUCUCAGGCAUUUGCCCUGAUACAUUUAUUAAGGAAAUUGUUGCCAGAGUUUUAUCAAAAAUAUGUAGCCCAAAACCUUACACUAAUGUUGAGCUGGAAAACAUGACUCAAAAAAUAGUAAACUCAGUGAAUAGCCAUUUAAAUAAAGCCAAAUUUCACAUGUUAUGUGAUAAGCAACAAUCCUUUCUGCUUGUUGGUAGAGAUGUUGUGGAUGAAGUUGUCACCUCGGUUUACAGGAAUGUGUUAAAGCAGCAUGGGAUUGAUGCUGAUAUUGACAGUGAACCUGAAAUCAGUGAUGUUUUUGUGGAAGCUAUUACCAAAUUAAUUAUAGAAGCUGUUUCAAACUACCUUCUUCACCCAUUGUUUUCUGGUGAUCUGUCAUCUUCUUCCUGCUCUGAAUCAAUGGCUGAAAAUAUUGUUCAUGACAUCCUUGGUAGCAUCAGUAAAUCUGAUAAGCCAAGUCAGAAUUUGCCUCCAUAUAACACCUUCCUGCCAUACACAUUUUUAGAAGAUAUGAUCAAAGCACUAUUUUCUAGAUUCUUUCCUUCUGCAGAUAGUGUGGUUCCUAAUCCAGAAACAAAAAGAGAUAAAUCACAAGUAAAUUUUAAUAAAAUUGCUUGCAACCUUAUAAGUGAUAUUAGGAUGAAAAUUUCCCAACAUGAAAUCCGAUUUUCAAAAGAUGAAGAAAAAACAAAGUUUGUUUAUUCAGAAGAUGAUGUUCAGCAUCUUGUUGACUCAGUGUUCAAAAAUAUUUCUGGUUCAAAAGAAUCAAUGGAACAGAAUAUAACAAGAAGUGAUGAUGUUUUAAUUGAUAAGCUAGCAGGAUUUAUUAUUAAAUAUGUUUGUGAACAACAUCUCCAGCCAUUUUUGGACAGAAAAAAAUUACUGACUUCAUACACAUAUUCUAAUGAUGAGAGACAGCAGGUAUUCUAUGCCAGUGUUUAUUCUGCAACAUUUUUGGAAGAUGUGGUCUCUGGCAUUUUAAGCAAAAUAUUUCACAGAGUAGUAGGUAUUGUGCAAGUGGAGUCAGUAAAAAAUUCAGAAGAUGUCUUGUUUCAUCAAGCUGAAAAACUCAUAUAUUUCAUAACAGAGGAAUUCUCAAAAGCCCAUGUUACCACUAUAGAUAAUGCUGAAGAACAAUUUUGUUUGCCUCUAGUAAAGAAAGAUGUAAUCAAAAAUAUUAUUGACACUGUAUACAGCAAAGUCUUAGCAGAAUAUGAAAUGGAUGUUGUGCCUGAUAAAGACUUUCUUGAUGACACAAAGAAACUGGCAGCAAGAGUAACUAAAUUUAUUCUGGCUGAAAUUUUUGAUUACCAAAUUCACCCAGAUAUUAUAGCAAAUCUGCCCUUUGAGUCACAUUCUAAACUUAGUGAAAAUGUUUUGAUAAAUAAAGUUCAUUAUGAGAUUAGCAAGUCAAGAUUCCGAAGACAGGCUUCAACAGUAUAUACAACCAUGCUGUCACAUAUUCACUUGGAAAAAAUAGUCACUCAGCUUUUAUCUCAAAGUAGCCCAUUUAAAUCCAUGUUAGAACAUCCAGAGAGUUCUCAGUCAGAGUUAAGUAAUACAGUCAUAAAACUGAUAAAUGAAAUCAUGUCAAUUAUAUCCAAACAUGCAAUAUGUAUUGUUAAGCAUGGAGGUGAAAAACAAAGUACAAUUUCAGAAAAAGAUGUCCAGUCCAUGGUUGAUGCAAUUUAUUCUGAUCUUUCUAAUUCAAAUGUAUAUCAGUCUCUUACAAAAGAUAAAAAAGGCAUAAGUACCAUACCUGUUUCAAAAAUAGCAAGUCUUAUAAUAAAGGAAAUUUUUAAUCAUCAUCUACAAUCAUUUUUAUCUGGAGAUAAAAGUCUGCUUUCAGCUUCAAUUGGUCAAACUUAUACACAGAAAGCAAUACAGCUUAAGCAAAGAGAAUUGUCUUUCAUUGUGAACUCAGCUGUCUUUUUGGAGGAAGUAAUUUCUGAGCUUUUAUGCAAACUUCUUUAUGAAUUUACAUGUAAUACCUUAGCUACUGAAAACUCGGAUACAGCAAAAGUUAAAAUAACUGACAUUGUUACAAUAUUAGUUAAAUCAAUUAUUCUAGAGUUCACCACAUCAGAGAUUUUAGUUGCAGAUAACUUAGAUGAAAAUUUGUUGUAUUCAAGCACAUAUAAAGAAAUGGUUCAAAAAACAGUGAGCUCAACUUAUGAAAACAUUUUAUAUGAAUACAAAUCAUUGAGUCAAGUAUAUAGGGUGGUACAAAAUGAUACUACCUGUUUAGGAAGGCAAAUAUAUCAUUUUCUACUGGAAGAAAUUUAUGAUUAUCAGGUGCAGUCAUUAGUUGCAGGAGAAUUAAUGUCUUCUUCCUAUUCUUCCCCCCGAGCUGAUACUAUCAUCCAGAACGUACUCAGCAGCAUCUUGAAGGAAAGCAAUGCCUUGCCAUCGUGCAUUACUGUGUUCCCUUGUUCUCUUCUAGAAAAUAUGAUUUACAAGCUCCUGGUGCAUAUUUUCCCUUCAAAAGAUACUUCAAAUGAACAAAAGGAGAAAGGGAUUGCAUCAGAGGAUGAUGAUGAGUUUAUGGCUGCAGCUUCAAAGCUAACUGAGGAAAUUAUAAGAGAAAUUUCUGAACAUGAGAUCCGACUUGCCACCGCAGAGGACAAUGUAGAAAGUGUGCAGUUAGAAGCUACUGAGAAUGUUAUUGACUCAAUAUGUAGCAAUAUUUUGAAAAAAUCUGAUUUCCAAGCUGAAGUCCAGAAAGAUGCACACAAGAAAAGUGGUUCCUUACUUACUAAAAUGGCUGGCUUCAUCAUGAAGGAGAUCAUGGAUCACCAUUUGCGACCAUUUUUAUUUGGCGAAGAGUUAUCUCCCAAAGCCUUACCUGGUAAAAAACAGGCUUCAGUCAUUCCUAAAUCUGGGAAAGAAAAGACACAAUCUUCUUUAUAUUCAGCUACAUUUUUGGAAGAUGUAAUUGUUGACCUUGCUCAUAAAUUCUGUUCUUCCCCAACAACUGCUGAAGAUUCUAGCAAAAAAGAAAUAACAGAGCCAGACAUUGCAAGCUUAUCUAUCAAAUUUGCAAACUCUCUCAUAGGAGAAUUUAGGAAAAAUAAAAUUAAAGUUUUGCCUCGUGCUGAAGAAAUAUUUUCUUUGCCUUCAGUUGGUAAGGAGACAGUUAAUGAAAUAUCUAAUUUUGUAUAUGAUCAGUUCAUAGGGAAAUUUGAAACUAGUGACAUUGAGAAAGAUGAGAAACGCAGCAUUGCUUUAGAAAUGAUUGCUGCAAUGACCCAGCAAGCAAUCUCUGCAUUCAAGAUUCAAACACUGUUUUCAGGAGACUGGUGUUCAACCUUCUUCUCAUCUUUAAAUACAGAAAACAUCACCCAAAGGGUUCGAUUAUUACCACAGAAGACAUCUAGGCAAAGAAGUAGAUGCUUAAAACAGAAACAACUUACUCUAUCAGAGCAAUCACAUAAUGUUCCACUAAGGUCAGAUCAGAAAAAUAAAAUCGAUAGUUUAGAAUUGAAGAGAGAUGCAAUGAGUAGAAAUAAAAGUUUCAAAACUAAAAACAGUUCAAUUCAAAAAGAUGACAUCCAAAGUCCAGUCCUCAACUCUAUAAGUGUCAUUACGAACAGCAAUAUCACCAACAUGAUGCCAGUGUCACCUUCAUUUGUCACUAAUGGAAAAUCAGAAGAUUUUAAUCAAAAACAUGAGAAUAUCUCAAAAGUGACUUCUCCAGCUACCAGUGAAAAAUUAAAAGAGAUGCAUAGACAAAAGUUGAGUGAAAUUGGGAAGGAAAACUCAGCUCAAAAAGAUGAGCCCAAGCAGAAUGUUGAGCCAUACCCAGGAUUAUCAGUUGUUUCUCUUGAUACAAAUUUUGAAAUAGAUAAAAAGAAGAUUGAUAAUACCAGAAAUGGUACAGAGACAAAAGAUGUCCAGCCCAUUCAUUCAUCUUUGAAGCACAGAGUAAUGGACACAGUGACCAAAACAGAGAAAGCAGUUGAAAUCAAUAUGGAGGAAGAACAACCCACAUAUGAUGAACAUGUUCAAAAUGUAAUUGAAAAUAUUUAUGAAAAUGUUUUACUGAUGUCUUCCUCUGAAGAGCCAUUGGAUAUUUCAAAAGCAAGAUACAACAAAAGCUCCCUCAGCAAUACACCUGUGGCUGAACCUGCAGUGGUUGGUAAAGGUUACACACAGCCAAAGGCCAUAUCAAUAUCAAGUCACACAAAUAUUCCUGUAAAAGAGAAAGACAGUGAAGAAAAAAAGAAAACAAGGAAAGAGCAUGAUAUAAAAAGAGAUGAGUUAAGUGAGAAAGAGAUUGAAGAUAAACCUAGUAAAACAGCCCAUCCUCAGAACUUAUCAGAAAAGAAGCCUGGGAUUUUUCCUGCUAAAUUUCUAGAAGAUGUCAUUAUUGAAAUGGUCAAUAAAUUAAUCUUCUCUUCCAUGCCAGAAUCAGAAACUUCUGAUGGGGGACCCAGUGCUAGUGGUGAUCAAAGUCAAGCUGAACUCUAUGACAUAGCUAUGAAACUGAUCAGCUCACUUUUGAAAGAAUUUUCAGAUGCUGAAAUUAAAGUGUUUAGGCCAGAUGAGGGAAAUGAUUUUUUCUCACAUGAAAGCAAAGAGUCUUCAAUUAUGACAGUACCUCCUAGGUAUAAGGAAUCAACUACUGAUGAGUCACUAAAGAGUGUUAAUAUCAAAACUUCAAAUAAAAUUCCACAUAUGCACAAAACAACUGAUGACGGUUCUUCUAAUGAGUUGCCUUUCUUGCCUAAAAUGGAGCCAAUUGAUAGAUCCUUGGUCAAUAAAAUUGUUCACUCUUCUCUCUGUAAUAUUUUAAAGGAAUAUAAAUCUCAAGAGUCUAUUUGCAAGAAUAUCAGCAGUAAUGGGAAAGAUUUAGCAAGAAGGAUAACUAGCACAGUGAUAAAUGAAAUGUUUCAAUAUCACCUUAACAUGAUAUUUUAUAGUGAUGAGGUACCAGCUUCAGCAUGUUACCCUUUGGAAUCUAGAGAUGUCGUAAAAAGAGUCCAAACAGUGGCACAAACAGCCAGCAAAGAGUGCCAAACAUCCUCUCCAUAUACCAUAAUGUUGCCUUACAAAUUUUUAGAAGAUGUGAUGUCUGCACUUUUAUCAAAAAUUUUCUCCAUCUCCAAAGCACCAACAUGUGAAGAAGACCUGUUCACAGACCUCAAUUUCCUUCACAUGAAGUUAGUAAGUACUGUUGCAGCAGAGAUGGCCAAAGAUGAAGAUAUGAUUAUACACUAUGUAGAAUCUUUACAUCCGAAUGAUGAUGAAAUCAUUCAAAUAGUGGUUCAGACAAUAUAUAAUAAUCUCUUGCCACAGUUUGGAUCCCAAGAGGUCAUACAAAAUUGUAUAAUCAGCGAGUGCAAACUCCUUUCACAAACCAUAGUUGACUUAGUUCUCCGAGAAGUGGCUGGCAAUCAGUUGCAGAACUAUUUUUGUGGUGAGUUAACACCUUAUCAGUGUGCAGAAGUGGACAAUGUUGUGGAAAAUAUCCUUAGAAAUGUUAUGUAUACUACCCCAACCCAGCCUUUAUGUGCACGUAAACUAUCAUAUAAUAUAAUAGAGGAAAUUACUGUAAAAUUUUUGUCGAAGCUUUUAGCUAUGUUUCCAAAAGUGCAUACAGAAAGAACCAAAUCUCAAGAAAGUGAAAUGCAAAAUAUAACUUCAAAAAUAUUAAACUCAGUACAAGAGUUUAUAUCCAAAAGUAAGAUUAAAAUUGUACAACCAACCAAGGAAUCAGCUUCUGUGCCUUUAGCUGACAAAGCAACAAUUGAAAAAGUUGUCAACUCUGUUUAUAGCAAUGUGCUAAAACACUCUGGCUCUCAUACGUCUGUAUUUAAUGAUUUAAUGGGUAAGAGCAAUAUCCUUUCUGACAUUAUAGGUUUCUUAAUGGUGAAGGAAAUUUCCAAUUCUGAAUUCCAACCUCAACUGGAGGAAGAAGUUUCAAGUACAGAGUUAGUUCUAGAAGCUGUCAAAAUUAUGGAAAAAGUAGUCAAGAUUAUUGAUGAUCUGAAGUCCAAGGAAAAGUCUUCAUCUGUAAAAUGUUCAAUGUUAGAUGCCAGAAUUUUAGAGGAAGCCUUGGCUUUGUUCUUGGCUAAACUAGUCAGGACUCCCAGUGUUGCCAGGAAAGAUGGUGACAACAUGAUGAAACAUGAGUUAAAUAAAGUCGCAUCUCAACUGACAAAAUCUGUAACAGCUGAAAUUUCCAGAAGCAAUAUUAGUCUUGUAGGAUCUAAUCCUGAAGAAGAUUCUUUAAAUCCAGACAAUAUGGAAAUGGUUUCUCAGGUAGUAGAUUCUAUUUAUAGUAAUUUAUUACAAAAAUCUGGAAACUGUAAUGAAUUUUAUGAUAUAAAGGAUACAAUGAAGGCUUUCCCUAAAAAAGUAGCUAGCUUAAUUGUUGAUGGGGUGUCACAUGUUGUAUCAAAUACAGUUAGCACAAAGAAUUCAUAUGAUGAUUCAUCUGGAAGUCUCGACACUCAUAGAAUUAUUGAAAAGGCACAAAAGCAUGCUGCAAAAAUGAUUCCUGGCCUCAGCAGAGAUGAGGCAAAUGACACUCUGUUAGAAGAGGAAUUACCAGUUAAAAUAGUUCCACAUAUUGGAAAAAAGCCAAUCAAAAUAGAUCCAGAUAUUCUUUCUAAACACUUAGCUGUUCUUUCUAUAAAAACGGAGCCUAUUGAGAAACUCAAAACAGAAUGCAUUAGACGAACUGGAUGUAGCAUAACAGAGCUGAGAAGAGCAUCAAUCAGUGGGAAAAGUCCCUCCUCUGCUGACACCUCUGAUUUACAACAAAGAAAGAAAGAAAGACGUACUUCAUUGGAUAAGACAGGACGACUAGAUGUAAGACCAUUUGAGGCUGUUGGCAGAAAUUCAUUUCAGAAUGUAAGAAAGCCUGAUAUCACCAGGGUAGAGCUUUUAAAAGACAUUCAAAACAAAAAGGAACUGAUCAUUCGGUUAGUAGCUCAUGAUAUUCUUCAAGAAACUUCAGACAAUACAGAAAGAGAUGGUAUGGUUUCUGAUGAAGAAGAAAUUGUUUUAGGAGAGAUCAUUGCGCCAGAAAGCAUAAUGGCACUAUCUGAAAUACGUGUGAAAGAAGUUGCAAAGCCCAUAGAAACCAAAGUUGUUUCCCCUAAGCCAAACAUAAGCAUGAGCAGCCUGAAGAAAUUUUUAUCACUAAGCAAAUGCUGCCAGGCUACAAAUGGUACAGAUGCUGAAUGUCCUGAAGCAACCUUAGACCAGAUCAUAGAAUCAACCAACACACAGGUUAAAAGAGCUGUGGCUGAAGUUGGCAUGCCCUCGACAAAGAACAUGGCAGAAACACAUUUUUCUAGAGAGAGCAAGUCACAGAGUAAGAGAGAACAAAGUCUUGUUCCUGAACCAACACAUUAUUUCAUACACAGAAUUAUGAGUUCAUCUUCAUACAAUCAAGAAGAUCUUAUUUCAUCUGUAAGUGAGGGAGAAGAGUUUGAUCUGGAUGUAUUACAAGAAAUUUCCCAAGAAGAAAAGGUAGAUAAUGCAAGCACUGUUAAGUUUGUCACCAUAUUUGAAGGAUCCAAGAAUGCUUGUGCCAAUCCACAUCCUCCAAAGGAACACAUUCCAGAAGUACCCAAGACCAGUAUUUCCAAACAAGGUUCAAAAAUGCUGGCAAAGGUAUCCUCAACACUGUCAAAAGUCUUUUCCCGAUCUAAUAGCAAUAUUCCCAAAUCUUCCUCACCACCUCAUCAGAAAAGUCCCUGAAGUUCCUAUA